AAAAAUAUGGACAGAAUUGAACACGUGCGUUAUCAUCAUAAAAAUUAAAAACAAUUUUUAUAUUUAUUAAACAUUUUGUUUUAUUAAUGUUAAUGAAUUAUUUACAAAUUAAAAAAUGAGUUCUCCAAAUAUAAAAGAAGCGUUCUCUGUUGAAGCAAAGCAUUCUCCUUUUUUUACCGGUGGAAAUAUUGAAUGGAGCCAAGAUGGAGAUUAUGUGCUAUGUCAAAAUGUUGGAAAAAUUGAAGUUUUAUCAGUAAACAAAGGUAUUGUAAUACAACAAUUAGGAGUAACUGAAAAUCCUGAAGAUGAAGAUGUAAUAAAUAGUUUUACACUUAGUGAUGAUUUUACUCAAGUAAUAAGUCAUCACAAAAGUGGCUUAUUUAAAAUGUGGUCACCAUUAGAUGGUAAAUUGAUAAAAGUAUGGAAGUCAAUACAUCUUGGUCCAGUACCACAAAUUGCAUUAACAUCAAAUAAUGAAAUAAUGGCAUCUGGUGGUGCUGAUUCAAGUGUUAGAAUAUGGAAUUUACAACAUCAUUCAUGUGUAUUAAAUUUAAAAGGAGUCAUGCAAGGUGUAACAAGUGUUUUAAAAUUUUAUCCAAUUGCUGAAAAAAAUUUAAUAUUUGCAUCUGGUGAUGAUACAAAAAUCCACUGUUGGGAUUAUACAACAAGUAAAUUAGAAAAAUCAUUUUCUGGACAUUUUAGUAAAGUAACUUGUUUGUCAUUUCAUGAUGAUGGUAUUCAUAUGGUUAGUUCUGGUCGUGAUAAAGUAUUAAUUCUUUGGGAUAUUGAAAAAGGUGUAUCAAUAAGAGUUUUACCAGUAUUUGAAUCUGUUGAAGGAACAUUUAUAAUACCAUCAAGCUUUAUAUUUCCAAAUAUUGUUGAUAAAAAAACAGACAGUAUUUAUGCUGCAUCUGCUGGUGAAAAAGGUACUGUUGAUAUUUGGGAAUUAAAAAAAGGAGCUAAAAUUUAUUCACAAGUAAGAGAUGGACCAUCAAUAACUCGUUUAUUAUUUAAUCCAAAACUUAAAGCAUUUUGUUUUGCAACUAAUGAUAAUAAUAUAAUUAUUCAUUCACUUGAAAAUUUUGAAUGUUUAAAACAAUUUGUUGGUAAUAAUGAUGAAAUAUUGGAUAUUGUUUAUAUUGGUGAUGGUGGUACACAUGUAGCUGUUGCAACAAAUAGUUGUGAUAUUAAAUUAUAUGAGCUAACAACAAUGAGUUGUCAAUUAUUAAAAGGACAUAGUGAAAUUGUUUUAUCACUUGCUACUACUCCUGCUAAUUUAAAUUUAAUGGCUUCAUCAGGAAAGGAUAACACAGUCAAGCUUUGGUUGAUGUGCAAAGAGACUAAAAAAAUGUCAUGUAUAGCUUCUGGAAUGCGACAUACAAUGUCAAUUGCUUCAAUUGCAUUUUCACAAGCAUCUGCAACAUUUUUAACAUCAGUUAGCCAGGAUCAAUGUCUUAAAUAUUGGGAUUUACCAAAUAAAAUUUCAAUCAACGAUUCAGAUUUAAGUCUAAAUGCAACAAAUACUGUUAUGGCACAUAGCAAAGAUAUAAAUUGUGUAACAGUAUCACCAAAUGAUAAACUCAUAGCCACUGCAUCUCAAGAUAAAACUGCCAAGCUAUGGGACACAGAUGGAUUAAAAUUACUUGGUGUAUUUAAUGGUCAUCGUCGUGGUGUUUGGUGUGUAAAAUUUUCACCAAUUGAUCAAGUAUUAUUAACAUCAUCAGCUGAUUGUACAAUUAAACUUUGGUCACUCAAAGAUUUAAGUUGUUUAAAAACAUUUGAAGGACAUGAAUCAUCUGUUCAUCGUGCUGAAUUUAUAUCACGUGGUAUGCAAAUAAUAACAUCAAGUGCUGAUGGAUUAUUAAAAAUUUGGAGUGUUAAAACAUCUGAAUGUAUUACAACACUUGAUGAACAUGAAAAACGUGUUUGGGCAUUGGCAGUUAGUCCAAAUGAAGAAAAAUUAAUAAGUGGUGGUAGUGAUUCAUUUUUAAUUAUUUGGCGUGAUGUUACUCAAGAAAAUCGUGACAAAUUAAAUUCUGAACGUGAACAAAUGCUUUUGGAUGAUCAAAAAUUAAAAAAUCUUGAAGAAUCACAAGAUUUAAUUGCUGCAUUGAGACUUGCAUUGAAACUAGAAAGACCAUUCAAAGUUUUAGGAAUCAUUGAAAAUAUUAUCAAAACUGGUGAUACAAAUCUUCAUGAUUCCAUUCAAGAAUUAAAACCUGAAUAUAAAGAUUCUCUUUUAAAUUGUGCUUCAACUUGGAAUAUGAAUGGAAAACAUUCUCAUAUUGCUCAGCUUGUCAUCAAUGCAUUGUUGAAAGAAAUUGGAAGCGGUGAUUUUGAAGCAACUGGUUUACCUACAACCUUGGAGACACUUAUUCCCUACACAGAUCGUCAUUUUUGUCGUUUAACAAAACUUUUGCAAGAACUUCAUCUUAUGAAGUACACAGCUAUAAGAAUGAAACCACACACGUAAAUUUUAUUUAAUUUUUUUGUUCAAUAUAUAAAAAAUAAAUUACAUUUUUUUUUUUAAAUUAAUUAAAUUUUUUAUUACGUUUAUUUCUUAUUUUUAA
Molecule: messenger RNA, 2570 nt
Organism: Aphidius gifuensis
Lineage: Eukaryota; Metazoa; Arthropoda; Insecta; Hymenoptera; Braconidae
Product: transducin beta-like protein 3
Exons: 4
Coding region: 116-2473 (785 amino acids)
Biological process (GO): endonucleolytic cleavage to generate mature 5'-end of SSU-rRNA from (SSU-rRNA, 5.8S rRNA, LSU-rRNA); endonucleolytic cleavage in 5'-ETS of tricistronic rRNA transcript (SSU-rRNA, 5.8S rRNA, LSU-rRNA)
Cellular component (GO): 90S preribosome; small-subunit processome; nucleolus
Molecular function (GO): U3 snoRNA binding; protein binding
Source: RefSeq, a predicted model, not a curated record